AUGGACCCCGUCAUUAUAACGCCGGACGAUGUAGCUGAGGCGGUCCGAAGGGCCCCGAACUGGAAAAGUCCGGGGCUCGACGGGCUGCAUCACUACUGGCUGAAGGGGUUCGUGGUGUGUCACGCUGUGCUCGCCCGACAAUUUCAAGAGGCUCUCGACCAAAAGUCGCUCCCGAGCCUCUUCACUACUGGGAUCACUCAUUUGGUUCCUAAAGACCGGGAUACCAUAGACCCGAGCAAAUACCGCCCCAUCACGUGUCUACCCACGAUAUAUAAGACAUUAACAUCCAUUUUGAGCGCGAGAAUCACUCGUCACCUGAACUCAAAUCAGGUGAUGUCGCGCGCUCAAAAUGGAUGUCGGGGCGGUGGUCGUGGAACCAAGGAACCACUCCUCAUUGACGCGGUCAUUGGCAAAGUGGUUAAACGCAACCAUCGGAACCUAUCCGCCGCCUGGAUAGACUACAAAAAGGCAUUCGACUCGGUGCCUCAUACAUGGCUGAAGAGGGUCCUCGAGCUGUACAAGGUUGACUGUACAGUUAGAGACUUCCUCGGGUAG
Parnassius mnemosyne (clouded apollo) is the source of this 555-nucleotide messenger RNA. The record is from the annotation of a GenBank genome assembly. Lineage: Eukaryota; Metazoa; Arthropoda; Insecta; Lepidoptera; Papilionidae.